AACGAUAGCAGUAGUAGCCUUAGUCAUUUACAAUUUUCGUGACAAAUAUAACAAAUGUGUUGUUUCCCGACUGUGUGAGUGCGUGCGAAAAGCUAGUGUUAAUUAUAAAUUGCUAACUUUGGUGUGACAUAUAAUCGAAGAGAUACGCGCCAAUAAUAACAGCAAAAUGAGCGGCGGCAUGGAUAAAAGAAAACUGUCAACAUCGGGCGAUUCGCUCUAUGAAAUCUUGGGACUUCCUAAAACAGCAACAGCUGAUGAUAUAAAGAAGACUUAUAGAAAACUUGCACUCAAAUACCAUCCAGAUAAAAAUCCAGACAACGCUGAUGCUGCGGAUAAGUUUAAGGAGGUCAAUCGGGCGCACUCGAUACUGAGCGAUCAGACGAAACGCAAUAUUUAUGACAACUAUGGCUCUUUGGGCCUGUAUAUUGCCGAGCAGUUUGGCGAGGAGAAUGUGAAUGCCUACUUCGUGGUCACAUCUCCGGCUGUGAAGACCCUGGUCAUUUGCUGCACACUGCUGACAGGAUGUUGUUGUUGUUGCUGCUGCUGCUGUUGCUGCAACUUCUGUUGCGGCAAGUUUAAGCCACCGGUGAACGAGUCGCACGAUCAGUAUUCACAUUUGAAUCGCUCUGAUGGCAAUCGAGAAGCCAGCGAUCUGCCACCGCACUUGGGACAGCAGCCUCGUCUUGAGGACGUUGAUCUCGACGAUGUCAACCUGGGUGCUGGAGGCGCACCUGUUACAACACAGCCCAGGGAGCAGGCAGGUGGGCAACCCGUCUUUGCCAUGCCGCCGCCAACCAGCGCUGGAGUUGGUGUCAACCCCUUCACCGGAGCUCCCGUGGCAGCAAACGAAAAUACAUCGCUGAACACAACAGAACAGACCACAUACACACCAGAUAUGGUUAAGCAAAAAUAUUAGGUUCAUGCGUCAAGUGAGAGUACCCGAUUCAUGAGAGCGUUUUGAACAGCCAUACAUUUUUUAUUCCUUUUAAUUGUUAUAAAUUUGGUAUGUUCAAUAAAUCCGAAA
Drosophila navojoa is the source of this 1024-nucleotide messenger RNA. RefSeq names its product Cysteine string protein (gene Csp). The record is from RefSeq and is a predicted model, not a curated record. Gene Ontology annotation, cellular component: type Is terminal bouton. Gene Ontology annotation, biological process: regulation of neuromuscular synaptic transmission. NCBI's taxonomy places the organism in Eukaryota, Metazoa, Arthropoda, Insecta, Diptera, Drosophilidae.